CCUUCGCAGAGCAGCACUACAAGCAAGAAAGAAAAACGGAAAAGCUAUUGUCGGGAGCUUGGUUGAUAACGGCACCGGAGCAAGAAGAAACCCAACUGACGGCUGCCCCUAGCCCCCAAAGGGAAAGGGGCUGCAGCGGUGCAUGGACGAGCCUGUCGUGUCUGUGUCGUACUGCAAGGGAUACACACGCAGGCGCGAUCACCCUGGAGCUUUUCCUGUUGUGUAGCAGUAGCUACACAGCCUUCUCAGCCUUGUGUCUGCGCUGUGUGAGGGAGCGAGCCCUUCCCUUCUGCCCCCGGCUGCUGGAAAUGUCUGAGCAUAAGGCAAUUGAUCCGAAGUUAUCAACGACGGACAGGGUGGUGAAAGCUGUCCCAUUUCCUCCAAGCCACCGGCUCACAGCUAAGGAAGUGUUUGAUAAUGAUGGAAAACCCCGUGUGGAUAUCUUAAAGGCACACCUUAUGAAGGAGGGGAGGCUGGAAGAAAGUGUUGCUUUGAGAAUAGUAACAGAGGGUGCUUCAAUUCUCCGUCAGGAAAAAAACUUGCUGGACAUAGAUGCCCCAGUCACAGUUUGUGGGGACAUCCAUGGACAAUUCUUCGAUUUGAUGAAGCUGUUUGAAGUAGGAGGUUCUCCUGCCAACACACGGUACCUCUUCUUGGGGGACUAUGUGGACAGAGGGUACUUCAGUAUUGAAUGUGUGCUGUAUUUGUGGGCCUUGAAAAUCCUUUAUCCCAAAACACUGUUUUUACUUCGUGGGAAUCAUGAAUGUAGACAUUUAACAGAGUAUUUCACAUUUAAACAAGAAUGUAAAAUAAAGUAUUCAGAACGAGUAUAUGAUGCCUGCAUGGAUGCCUUUGACUGCCUUCCCUUGGCGGCUCUGAUGAACCAACAAUUCCUGUGUGUACAUGGCGGCUUGUCUCCAGAGAUCAACACUUUAGAUGACAUCAGAAAAUUAGAUCGAUUCAAGGAACCACCUGCAUAUGGACCUAUGUGUGAUAUCCUGUGGUCAGAUCCCCUAGAGGACUUUGGAAAUGAGAAGACUCAGGAACAUUUUACUCACAACACAGUUAGGGGGUGUUCAUACUUCUACAGUUAUCCUGCUGUAUGUGAAUUCCUCCAGCACAAUAACUUGUUAUCUAUACUCCGAGCCCACGAAGCUCAAGAUGCUGGGUAUCGUAUGUACAGGAAAAGCCAAACAACAGGCUUCCCUUCACUAAUUACAAUUUUUUCAGCACCAAACUAUCUAGAUGUAUACAAUAACAAAGCUGCAGUAUUGAAGUAUGAGAACAAUGUUAUGAAUAUCAGACAGUUCAACUGUUCCCCUCACCCAUACUGGCUUCCAAAUUUCAUGGAUGUGUUCACCUGGUCCUUGCCAUUUGUUGGAGAGAAAGUGACAGAGAUGCUGGUAAAUGUGCUGAACAUCUGCUCAGAUGAUGAAUUAGGGUCAGAGGAAGAUGGUUUUGAUGGAGCAACAGCUGCAGCUCGAAAGGAGGUUAUUAGGAACAAGAUCCGAGCAAUAGGAAAGAUGGCCAGAGUGUUCUCUGUCCUAAGAGAAGAGAGUGAGAGUGUGCUGACACUGAAAGGUUUGACUCCAACAGGAAUGCUGCCCAGUGGUGUACUCUCUGGAGGGAAGCAAACUCUGCAAAGCGCUAUCAAAGGAUUCUCACCACAGCAUAAGAUCACUAGUUUUGAAGAAGCCAAAGGCUUAGAUCGAAUUAAUGAGAGGAUGCCUCCACGCAGAGAUGCCAUGCCAUCUGAUGCCAACCUUAACUCCAUCAACAAGGCAAUCUCCUCAGAGACUAAUGGCACUGACAGCAAUGGCAGUAAUAGCAGUAAUAUUCAGUGACCACUUCCUGUUUUUUUUAGCUGCAGGGCAUGAUGGGAUUGCUGCACAUCAACAGUUGGAUGUUCUUGCCUCUGAUACUAGCUUACUUGCUCUGGGAGUCAGGUGUUGAGUCAGUUUACAAUAUCAUCUAAGAGGAGAUAGUAAACUUUAUUUUGGUGGGUGGGGGGUGGGGGCCAAACACCUCCUUUGGAUAUGCCUUUAAAAUGCUUGUAGAAAUAUGAAAGCUAACGCUGGUAUAUAUUGCAAAGUUAGGGGAAUUGAACAUGUUUUCCUACUGCAUUGGGAACUUCUAGAUAUGUUACUGAAAGGCCUUUUAUUAUGUUACUGGACAUGAAAACUUUGUCUAAUUUCUUACUAACUAUUGUACGUUUACAGUUGCAGCACUAAAUAUGGAUGACAUCAAAACAUUUUUAACAAAAUGAUGUACAAACUAAAUAAGGACUAUUUAUUGAUAAUGUUUUGCUACUCUUGUCAGACAAUGGCUAUAAAAUAAAUUAGGCAGUCUUAAAAAAUAUAAAAACAGAAUGUUGCAAAUUUGUUAAAAAUGCCAAAAAAGGAAAAAAAAAAGACAGUUUAAUUUUGUACAGAUUAUGCUUACCUCAGGUUUCUUUAGUGUGCUUCAAUGCCCUUCUUUAAAUAUAACACUUAUCUUACUAAUUUGGCAGAAAAUAUCUUUUUCUUCAACUUUAAAAAAAAAAACUGGAAUAAUGCUAACAUUUAUCUUUUUUUUUUUUGCUGUUUAUAUUUAGGGGGUUUUUUGUUGUUUUUUGGGGGGCAGUUUUUCGUAAAUCAAGUCUUGGUUGUGGCUUGCUGAAUUUAAAUAUUUAUGAGUGGUGCAUUUUUAAGUAUAGUGAACAAGACACCAUAUGAAGUGCAGUGAAAAGCAUCUAUAUUCUGUAAAAAUCUGCCUAUGCAUGUUUUUUAAGAAAAAAAAUUGGCUGUAUAGGCCUGUAUGGGACUGUAAUGCGCUUAGUGGUCUGACUUAUACUGGAAAUGUAUGUAUACUGGCGUACUUUAUAUUCUCUAAAAAAAAAAAAUGCUUAAUGCCUUUGAAAUUUUGUAAUCAAAAAGAGCUUUGAAAAAUCUAAGGGGGAGAGUAUUCUUAAAAAGUUUUUAACAUAAGCUUGUCAGUGCACAUAUAGAUGGUUAGCAUGUUUAGCAAACCUUGUGAAAUUUAAAUAAGUUUGUAGUUACAUGUGAAACUCUAAAUGCAUGAUAACUGUUAAUGUCAUAAUGGUUUAGUCAUUUUGUUAUGUUCUGUCAUGUGCCACAAAAUGUGUAAUUUUUUCACUUUUUUCCCUUUGUAUAUCAGUUACGGGUUACAACUGGUUCAUUCUAAAAAAGAAAAACAAAACAAAACAGUCCAUUGAUAUUUUUUAACAAUUGUAUAAGUGCCCAAGUAAUUCACUACAGCCUACAGCCUUGCCUUUGUAAUUUGACUUCUGAAAUGUUGGCAAUCAAAGCAUGCACUUGUAACAAUGAAAAAAGCAUUUUAUAUUACUACUCAAUAAAAAUGUGCAUGAAUUUAA
Messenger RNA from Mauremys mutica (yellowpond turtle), 3373 nucleotides. It is a transcript of the gene PPP3CA, whose product is annotated as protein phosphatase 3 catalytic subunit alpha. Gene Ontology annotation, cellular component: cytosol; calcineurin complex; cytoplasm. The transcript is spliced from 14 exons. Bases 309 to 1844 code for a protein of 511 amino acids. The record is from RefSeq and is a predicted model, not a curated record. Gene Ontology annotation, molecular function: calmodulin binding; calmodulin-dependent protein phosphatase activity. Gene Ontology annotation, biological process: calcineurin-NFAT signaling cascade. NCBI's taxonomy places the organism in Eukaryota, Metazoa, Chordata, Testudines, Geoemydidae.